AUCAACAGUUUCCUAUUUUUCGUUUUUCAGAAACACAAAGUGAAAGAUUUUGUAAUAUGAAACACCUAGCAGAUCACAAGUUAAAUAGGCUCAACUACAACACAUACGUAAAGACGAGAGCUCACAACAAAGCCGAGACUCUCCUCGAUGAUCUAGGCGUUGUAAUCUUAGUGGGAAGUCCAGGAUCAGGAAAGUCAACUCUUGGUUUACACCUCAUGGCACACAUCAAAAACACCAAGAAAAGGCAAGUAUUACUGUUGCAGCAUCCUUCACAGUUUGAAGACAUCUCAAUUCCCCCUUCAAUGGUGAAUAUUGAGCAAGAAGAGAAACUAGUUAUUAUGAUUGAUGACAUUUUUGGAAGGACCAAUCUUAUAGGUGAAUAUGAACAAAA
Molecule: messenger RNA, 391 nt
Organism: Gigantopelta aegis
Lineage: Eukaryota; Metazoa; Mollusca; Gastropoda; Neomphalida; Peltospiridae
Exons: 2
Source: RefSeq, a predicted model, not a curated record